This is a messenger RNA of Hypanus sabinus (Atlantic stingray), 5149 nucleotides long. Its product is annotated as transducin-like enhancer protein 3. The transcript is spliced from 21 exons. Lineage: Eukaryota; Metazoa; Chordata; Chondrichthyes; Myliobatiformes; Dasyatidae. Gene Ontology annotation, biological process: negative regulation of canonical Wnt signaling pathway; regulation of DNA-templated transcription. Gene Ontology annotation, cellular component: transcription regulator complex; nucleus. Gene Ontology annotation, molecular function: transcription corepressor activity; protein binding. Bases 751 to 3072 code for a protein of 773 amino acids. The record is from RefSeq and is a predicted model, not a curated record.
GGGGGGGAGAGAGAGGGAGACGGGAGAAGGGGGAAGCCGCGUGGAGUGUCUGUGUGUGGCAUCCUCGCUGUGAUCGGCCGCGUCUCGCACGGACACCCGGCAGGAAAUGGACUCGCCGCGGUGCUGAACUCAGUGGGAGAUUAGCGCGGCUCUGCUGUUGUUGUGGUCCCUCUCGGGCAGAGAACGAGCCGGAAUGCGUGCGUGUGGAGUGUCGGCUGCUCCUCUGGAACCGGGAGAUACCCUCUCUGGCUGCUGAGCGCUCGAUUUCACAACCUUCCCCCGGACCAUCGACCCUCGGAUUCAUCCCACCCAAGCGGACGCCACUUCAUCUUUAUUUUGGUUCUCUCGGCAGGGAGUAAACUGGUCUUUUCUGUACUACUUUUUAUUUCUCCAAUACGUGAGAUAUCUUUAUUCUCAUUUUUUUUAAACCUCCCACGAUUUUUUUUGAAAAAAUAUCUCCGGGCCGGUGAGGCCGGCCGAGACUGUGAAAUGAUCUGCGAGCCCGAGUGUGAAGCGCCGUCGGCCCCCCUUUACUUGCCCGCACAAAGGGACUUGUAAAACCUCGCCUCCGCCGGAGAGGUCUUAUUGCUUUGUUCUUGUAGCACUGGGAGUGGUUCCGAUCCUGAGCGGCGUGGCGGUGGACUUCUUUACAGCUGUGUGUUUGUGUGUUGUUUUUGUGUUAUUGCCUCGUUUAGCCUCCGACUUGCAUCUACCUAGAGUAUCCUUGGUCAGGGAUACAUUGUUCAAGAGAUGUAUCCACAAAGCAGGCACCCGGCCCCGCAUCAGCCCUCUCAACCGUUCAAAUUCACCGUGGCCGAAUCAUGCGACCGGAUCAAAGAGGAAUUUCAGUUCUUACAAGCGCAGUAUCACAGUUUGAAGAUGGAAUGUGAUAAACUCGCGAAUGAAAAAACGGAGAUGCAACGUCACUAUGUUAUGUAUUACGAGAUGUCUUAUGGUCUGAACAUUGAAAUGCAUAAGCAGACGGAGAUUGCCAAACGGCUAAACACCAUCUUGGCACAGAUUAUGCCUUUUCUCUCUCAAGAGCACCAGCAACAAGUAGCUCAAGCCGUCGAACGUGCCAAGCAAGUAACAAUGACGGAGCUAAAUUCGAUCAUCGGGGUACGUGGAGUUCCCAAUCUGCCUCUCACACAGCACCACGCUUUCUACCCACCUCUCAUGCAGCAGCAGCUCCAGGCUCAGCACCUCUCCCACACUCACGCUCCCGUCCAAAUGCCUCCCCACCCCUCCGGACUUCAGCCUCCUGGAAUCCCCCCCGUCACUGGGAGCACCUCUGGACUCCUGGCGCUCUCCAGCGCCCUGGGCAGCCAGGCCCAGCUGUCGGUGAAGGACGAGAAGAAUCACCACGAGCUGGACCAUCGAGAGAGGGACUCCGGUGUGAAUAACUCAGUCUCGCCUUCAGACAGCCUACGGCCAAAUGAAAGAAACAACAGGAGUUCCUCUGACUAUCUGGACGCAAAGAAGCGAAAGGUUGAGGAGAAGGACUCAAUGAACAGAUAUGACAGUGAUGGUGAGAAGAGCGAUGAUUUGGUUGUGGAUGUUUCCAACGAGGAUCCGGCCACACCUCGGGUCAGCCCUGUCCACUCUCCCCGUGAGAACGGCCUGGACAAGGCUCGCGGCAUGAAGAAGGACGCGCCCAACAGUCCCGCCUCUGUGGCUUCAUCCAGCAGCACGCCGUCAUCAAAGACAAAGGAGAUGGGCCAUAACGACAAGUCAUUGACCCCUGGCCUGAAGUCGAAUACUCCAACUCCACGCAACGAGGCUCCCACUCCGGGUACCAGCUCCACCCCGGGCCUGCGGACUAUCACGGGAAAGCCCCCUGGCAUCGACUCGUUAGCACCAGCCCUUCGUGCACCAAUCUCACUGGCUGGCUCGUAUGCGCCUUUCGCGAUGAUGCCCCACCACGACAUGAACGGCACGCUGACCAGUCCAGGCCCUUACUCCAGCCUGCACAUCUCACCGCAGAUUAACGCGGCCGCCUAUCGAUCCCCCAUGGUUGGCUUCGACCCCCACUCCCACAUGCGGGCACCCGGACUCUCUGCUAGCAUGGCCUCGAUCCCAGGAGGAAAGCCUGCGUAUUCCUUCCACGUCAGCGCGGACGGACAGAUGCAGCCGGUGCCCUUCCCGCCGGAUGCACUGAUCGGCUCCGGAAUCCCCCGGCACGCUCGGCAGAUCAACACCUUGAAUCACGGCGAGGUGGUGUGUGCCGUCACCAUCAGCAACCCCACCAGGCACGUCUACACCGGGGGCAAGGGCUGCGUGAAGAUCUGGGACAUAAGCCAGCCCGGCAGCAAGAGUCCCGUCUCCCAGUUAGACUGCCUAAACCGGGAUAACUACAUUCGUUCCUGCAAGCUUCUCCCCGAUGGACGUACGCUGAUCGUUGGAGGGGAGGCGAGCACGCUCACGAUAUGGGACCUGGCCUCGCCCACACCGCGGAUCAAGGCCGAGCUCACGUCCUCCGCGCCGGCCUGCUACGCGCUGGCUAUUAGCCCUGACGCUAAAGUCUGUUUCUCCUGCUGUAGUGACGGGAACAUAGCCGUGUGGGAUCUGCACAAUCAGACGCUCGUCAGGCAGUUCCAAGGGCACACAGAUGGUGCCAGUUGUAUAGAUAUCUCUCAUGAUGGCACUAAACUAUGGACGGGAGGUUUGGAUAACACCGUGAGGUCCUGGGAUUUAAGGGAAGGACGGCAACUUCAGCAACAUGACUUUACCUCACAGAUCUUCUCUCUGGGUUACUGCCCCACGGGUGAGUGGUUAGCAGUGGGAAUGGAGAGCAGCAACGUGGAAGUGUUGCAUCACACUAAACCAGACAAGUAUCAGCUUCACCUGCAUGAGAGCUGCGUCCUGUCGCUCAAGUUUGCCUACUGUGGGAAGUGGUUUGUCAGCACUGGGAAGGACAACCUACUGAAUGCCUGGAGAACACCGUACGGUGCCAGUAUAUUUCAGUCAAAGGAAUCCUCAUCUGUGUUAAGUUGUGAUAUCUCGGCUGAUGACAAGUACAUUGUCACUGGAUCUGGCGACAAAAAAGCAACGGUCUAUGAGGUCAUCUACUGAAGGAGGACAAACCACGUUAGCACUUUAGAUUGCGGCAUUCAGGAUUGGCUCGAAAUACACCUUUCGUACAGAGAAGGAAUCUAUUGUAUGUUGCAGUCAACCUAACGAGAGAACUGGUUUACGAAGCUCGCUUUUGGGGUAUUCGAGGCUUGCUUUCCGUCAGAGCUGAUGACUCUCCUUGUGGCUAAGGGAGGCUUGGAGUGCACCCUGUAUGAAUGGGAGAUGUUUGAGAUUUACCGGCAGCCCAACCAGAACUUCCUUUCUCUGAACUUUUUCCACGACGAACCUUGGGAAGCACCACUGAGCAGUACAGCGCACACAGAUGUCUUGGACUCCGAUGUGGAGCGGUGCUUCGCUCGUGAACUGUGCUGUAAAUAUUGGGUGGAGUUGGGGUUCUGCCCAGCUCUUUGGGGGUACUUCCGCAUUGUGCCCUGAGACGUGGCACCAAGUUCUGGGGUGCAGCCUGUGGGGAAUUGAACUGUGUCCCAGGAAAAUAAAAAAAAACAAAACAAAGUUUAGAAGAGAGUUGUUCUAGAUUGAGAGGGAAUGGCCCAAGGGAUGUGGAAAGUGGAAAAGUUGGCCUUAUUGUGAGUAUACCUUCCGACCUAUGGAUUUCAGGUCUUCACUCUUGCUUCAAGGCCAACAUUCUCACGAGGGAACUGAACCGGACGAUAUGUUGAUGUGAUGUUGAAGACACUGCUCAGGGAAGCUGUAGAACAGGCUUGAGUGUUUCUCGUUGUUCCUCCAUUGUGUGCGUCGAACCAUUGACGGGGAAGUUCGUUGGAGGUGGUGAUGGAGGAUAUGGACUUUUCAGAAUAGAUUUAUUUUUUAAGAAUUCCCUCUGCCCACACGAGUUUCUCUGCUUCGUGAUUGAAUUGUUCUCAGGUCAGCUUUAGUCUGACCUGUUCUAUGUGUGUAUAUAUGUUCAAAUUCCAGAUAGCUAGUGGUUGCAGUUCCUGCAAAAAAAAGUCUUGAUUUAUUUUUACUUUUUAACACUUCAGCUGUAAGAGUAAAGUACAUAACAAUAGUGUCUCACAAAGUAUUGCCGUGUGUCUUUCUAUGUUCGGUUACGAGUGGCGUUCAUUGAAUCCGAGAGCUAUACUGCACAGGGAAAGGCCCUUCGGCCCAGCUUGUCUGUAUGUGUACAAACUUCAUGGAACAUUACAACACAGUACAGGCCCUUUGACCCACUAUGUUGUGCCAACGUUUUAACCUACUCCAAGAUCAAUCUAACUUCCCUCCUACAUAGUCCUUCAUUUUUCUAUUAUCCAUGUGCCCAUCAAGAGUUCCUAAUGCCCCUAAUGUGUCUGUCUCUACCAACACCCUCAGCAGGGCAUUUCUGUAAAGGACUUGCCUCUGACAACCUCCCUAUCCUUUCCUCCAAUCACCUUAAAAUUACACCCCCUAGUGUUAACCAUUUCUACCUUGGGCAAAAGUCUCUGGCUGUCCACUCUUGUGCACCUCUAUCCAGUCACCUGUCAUCCUUCUCCACUCCAAAAGGAAAGCAGUAGCUCGCCACAGAAUGAGAUGAGGCCACUUUUGAAGUUCUGUGGAAUCGGAUGAAACGGGGACAUGCAGUAUGUUGUUUCAAGGCUCAGUCAGGUUUGAGGUGGUGAUGUUGUUAUGAGUCUAUGUGCCUAUCAGAACUGAGCAGCCAGUGUCCAUAUUGCCCUCCGGACUAUACUGCUGUUUGGACAAGACACAGGAGCAGAAUUAGCUCAUCGAGUCUGUUUCGCCAUUCCACCUUGGCUGAUUUAUUAUUCCCCUCAUCCCAUUCUUCCCCUAACCCCCAUCUAGUCAAGAACCUAUCAACCUCCGCUUUAAAUAACCAAUAACUUGGCCUCCACAGCUGUCUGUGGCAAUGAAUUCCACAGAUUCACCACCCUCUGGCUAAAGAAAUUCCUCCUCAUCUCUGUUGUGAAUGGUAGUGCUAUUCUGAGGCUGUGCCCUCUGGCCCUACAUUCCUCCACUAUCGCAAACAUCCACUCCAUCUAGGCCUUUCAGUAUUUGAUAGGUUUCAAUGAGAUUCUGCCCACCCCCCCACCAUUCUUCUGAAAUCCAGAGAGUAUAGACCAAA